This is a messenger RNA of Hirundo rustica (Barn swallow), 3004 nucleotides long. It is a transcript of the gene NMI, whose product is annotated as N-myc and STAT interactor. The transcript has 11 exons. The record is from RefSeq and is a predicted model, not a curated record. NCBI's taxonomy places the organism in Eukaryota, Metazoa, Chordata, Aves, Passeriformes, Hirundinidae. The coding region runs from base 262 to 1413 and encodes 383 amino acids. Gene Ontology annotation, cellular component: cytoplasm.
GCGGCCGGGAAGCGAAAGCGAAAGGCGGCCCCGGGAGGGCUCGGGAGGUGUCUGAGGAGCCGCCCGCAGCUGCCGGAGCCCCCGGUCUCGCCCCCAGCCCGUCCCCGGCCGUGUCCAUCGGGAGGAAACUGUACAGAAGUCUCUGAAUUUUGGCUGCUUCAUCCAAACCUGAAAGGGAUUCCAUAAGCUCUGUUUCAAGGCUCUGAGUGAAACAAGUUCGGCGGCGUGGGGUGAGAAUCACGGGGAGAUUCCCGGGUUUCCAUGGAUGUUACAAGCCCCCCGUUAUCUCUGCAAGACAAUGGGUUUAGCGUGGUACCCGCUGAUCCACUUGGAGCAUCCAGGGAAGACACGGAAAAACUUAAGGAGGAGCUGAAGAUGUGGAAGAAAAGAGUUGAAGAGGCUGAAAAUGUCAAAGUUAACCUUCUUCUCGCCAAAUUAACUGCUGAUGCAGAGUGUGACAGAGCGGAGAAGGAGCUGACAGAGAUGAAGGAGCAAGAGAAACGGCGUAAGGACAGAAUUUUCAUCUUUGAGCAAGAACUCCUUCUGCUAAACCAAGAAAAAACUGAGCUGAAGAAAGAGAUCGAAAAGCUCAAAGAAGACCUGGAAGAACACAGUUCCAAGGAUAAUCUGAUUGAAAAGAAGGUGGCAGAAAUGCAGCUGAAGUUCACUCACCUGGAAGAGGUGAGGGAUGACGGGGCGGAUGUGGAUAUGAACACCCGCGGUGUUUUUGGGGCAGCCACAGAAAUCCCCUUCAGACUCAACCAGAACCAGGCACUGCUGACUUUUGAGGAUAAGGAAGUUGCCCAGAGGCUGACAAAGAUGGGCAAGCACUGUGUGAAACUGGACAACACAACAGCAAAUGUGACCGUGAAGCCUUUUGAACUUGACAGGGGAUUCCAGUUCGAGCUCCAUGUCACUGUCUCUGGAAAGAAGAUCAGCGUUUCAGAAAUCCCUGAGCUUCCCAUUCCUAAAGAUUGGGUGAGAGACAAACUUGAGCUGCAUUUCUACAAAGCUAAGCAGGCAGCAGGAGGAGGAGAAAUAGAAGAUGUGACCUACAGCAAGGGCUCUGGGACAGCUGUCAUCACAUUCCUCAAACCUGGAGCAAGCAACAAGUUUGUGGGAUGCACUAAAUACCCUUUCUACGCAGAAGGAAGGAUGUUCAACCUUUCUGUCUCCCCACAUUUUGAUUUUCACUUGAGGAAGUUUCAGCUGUACCACAGGGUUUCUGAGAAGACCAUUCUGCUGAAAGGAAUCCCAGAGGUGGAAGAGGAUGACGAAACCGUGCAGGACAUGAUCGAAAUUCACUUCCAAAAGCCGAGCAACGGCGGGGGGGAGAUAGAGAAAAUCCAAUACAUCUCCAGAGGAGCAGCCUAUGUUUGUUUUGAGGAGGAUGCUGAGAGUGCCACCUCGUGAGGCUCUGAGGUUGUGUUCCUCAGAGGCACGGGGAUUUUUGUAGGUGCCGUGUUUUAGUGUUCUGAAAUCGAUACUGGAAAAGAGGAAUCCCUGCCUUUCUGUCUCGUGGCACUGACUUUGCACAGGGAGUCAGCAAAACUUCCUGCCUGUGGUGCAGAUUAAAGGCACAGACCAAGCCUUAGCAGCCCCUGGAGCAUCUCAGAUCUCCUGGAACUUUGCAUAUUUUAUACCUUGCAGAUUUUAAAACAAUCCAGAGGGGGAUGAGUGGAUCAUUCCAUACAUUCUGGAUACAAAAGCAAUAUUUAAUGCCAAGGCAAGCCUCCUCGCAGUCCUGCUCUGUUGAUGUUCCGGAGCUUCAGAAGGUGGCUCUGACACAACUCCAGUCCUGCUGAGGUUGCUGAGUGCCCCCAGGACUCAAACACCUGAAAGAUUCCUGUGAUUUCAGAAAAGCCACCUUAUCAAAUUAAUGACUGAAUUAAAAUAGAAAAUGGGGAGGCAGCAAAACCAAGAAAUUGCACUUAAGAAAUGCCCUGGCAUUUGCUGCCUUUAGCAGCUUUAUUGUUCGAUUUUAAUACUUGUUUCUGCAAUUUAAUUUUUCCUCCUUUUUGUUCAUGAUUUUGGUUAUUUUAAACUGUUGCAGUCAAGGAUUGAGCUGAUGCUGUGCCUGGAUUUGUAACCAUGCUGAGGGAACAGCCCUGGGGGAUCUGAUGGUCCCAGGCUGGGGCUGCGAGGGCUUGGAGAGAGUAAUUUUCCAAGGAGGAGUGUUUUUUUCUUGGCUGCUGUCAUCCUUGGAAAACAAAUCCUCCUCCGACUUUGCACCUUUGCCACCCUUGGGGGCUGAAAUGGUUUUGCCCCAACAAUCUUAACUGCGAACUAACAUGAGCCUGACAUUGAAAAGAAUUUAUUUUCAGGUUAUUUGAGAUCUUGAUAUGCAGGGAAAGGAGGGUGCACUGAGAAGAGCACUGCAGAAAUACCUCAGGGAUUAUUACUCCAGACAGACUGUUCAUUGGCGAAGGAUAAAAGCUGAAUGUGGAAAAUUAAAAGGCUGCAAACACCACGGUGUAUUUUGGAUUUGCUGUCGAGUGAGAUACAUGGGACUGCAGCACCUCUCACUGUUUAGGGCAUGCAAAGGCAGGGAUUGAUUACCUGAUCAUUGUAAAACAAUAAUAAUAAUUACUUCAAACAAAGUAGUGCUGAAGAAUUUAAUGGAGACUGUGCACUUUUGCACUCUCAAAAACUUGGUGAGACCAGACACCUUGAAAAGAAAGGGGAAAAAACCUGAGAAAGGUAAAAAAAAGCCAUGAAUUUCAACUGUAUCUGACUGAUAAAUACUGAGAAGUAAAUCCCUAUAAAGGAACAGGCUUAAAAUUCUCAUAACGAGUAGUGAGAAGCUGCAGGUUUUAAAGCCCAGAAAAUAAAUCAGGUUCUUUACAUCCUAAAGACAAUGUCUGUGAAUGUCUUGCUUUUGUCCCUGAUGAAUUAUGGCUUGUGGUGUUUACCCUGUUAAACUUUAAAGCAGCGGUGGUGCUUUAAAGGCUGGAGACUGGUUUUAACGGUGGAAAAUAAGAAUAAAGCGUCAGUGAUGUUACUA